CCGGGUCAGGCUGGCGGCACAGCGGCGGUAGACGCGCGGGUCCGCGCUGAGGGAGCCACCGCCCUCCGGCUGCGCGCUGGCUCUCGGCCCCUCUCUCCCUCCCGCCCGCUGCCGGCCGAAGCCGCGCCCACCGCCCAGAGCCAGAGGGAUGGUGGUAGUCACGGGGCGGGAGCCAGACAGCCGUCGCCAGGACGGUGCCAUGUCUAGCUCCGACGCCGAGGAUGACUUUCUGGAACCAGCCACCCCGACAGCCACGCAGGCGGGGGACGCGCUGCCGCUGCUGCCCCAGCAGUUUCCCGAGGUUGUACCGCUCAACAUCGGAGGUGCUCACUUCACCACCCGCCUGUCCACGCUGCGGCGGUACGAGGACACUAUGCUGGCAGCGAUGUUCAGUGGGCGACAUUACAUCCCCACCGAUGCCGAGGGCCGCUACUUCAUUGACCGGGACGGCACACACUUCGGAGACGUGCUGAACUUCCUGCGCUCGGGGGAUCUGCCGCCCCGGGAGCGGGUACGAGCGGUGCACAAGGAGGCUCAGUACUAUGCUAUUGGGCCCCUGCUGGAGCAGCUGGAGAACAUGCAGCCACUGAAGGGCGAGAAGGUGCGCCAGGCAUUCCUGGGACUCAUGCCCUAUUACAAAGACCACCUGGAGCGGAUUGUAGAGAUCGCGAGGCUGCGUGCAGUCCAGCGGAAGGCCCGCUUUGCCAAGCUCAAGGUCUGCGUUUUCAAAGAAGAGAUGCCCAUCACCCCCUACGAGUGUCCCCUCCUCAACUCCCUGCGCUUUGAACGGAGUGAGAGUGAUGGGCAGCUCUUUGAGCACCACUGUGAGGUGGAUGUGUCUUUUGGGCCCUGGGAAGCCGUGGCGGACGUUUAUGACCUGUUGCACUGCCUGGUCACGGACCUCUCAGCCCAGGGCCUCACUGUGGACCACCAGUGCAUCGGGGUGUGUGACAAGCACCUCGUCAACCACUACUACUGCAAGCGCCCUAUCUAUGAGUUCAAGAUCACAUGGUGGUGAGUAGCCCUCUUGGCAGAGUGUCCUGACAGGGAAGGUGUCCUGCUUCCGUGCAGCUCUGGGAUGAGAUCCCCGAAGGGGCUUCGAGUCUUGAGGCGCAGCUCUGAGGGGACAGAGGUGCAGCUCCGUUCUCCCUGGCUGGACCUUAGAGUCAGUCUCUGGGCUGGUGGCCUUCAGGGACUCAGUCUGCUCUCACCUGGCCUCUCCUCAAGGUAUGGUAGUCCUCGAUUAAGGCUAUCAAGAUCUAGUAAGAGUGUCACCAGAAGUCCAGAGAAGUUCUGUCACCUUCUGGACCUCAAAGGAGAGAUCUGCACACAUAGAAGCAUGUUAGUGAGGUAGCACGGCCCCUGUCCCUGCCCCCUCAUGGCAUCCACCUGUGCUCAGCGAGUCAGAGUGGACAUGGCCACAGUGGAGGAUGAGCCUGAGUAGCCACCCUGCAGCCCCCAACUGAAGAAAGGUGGGUUCUGUUCCUGGGCAUCCCUCAUCCCCGGAAAACAGUGCCCGACCUUGUCUUCUACAGAAGAAGUCCUCCCACGCCUUUUAGAACUCUGACCGUAGUUGCCGAAGCCGUGUACCAGGUUGGCCUUAGAAAACCACAGUGCUUAUGGCCCUGCCCUGGGGCUUCGGGCAGGGUCAGCUCUCACGGGCUGAGAAGGCAGAGGUUCCUUCCAGAGAUUCCCCAGUUCCAGCAGGCACAACGCCACGGCCCUCUGUUACUCUGAAGUCACGUCAUUGUUAGAGGCUCAGAACUCCUUGUCGGCUGCCAUGUCGCAUGAUGGGAUCCAAUGUCGGGUGAAUCUUUCAGAGGGACUCUCUUCUUCGCAUUCUGUCAUUCUGUCCUGCCAGUGUCCUGUUUCUGUCCUGAGGAAGUAAAGGAAGAGCCAGGAGACAGCAGUGAGCCUCCGUUGCGUUUUACCUCCCGCAUUUCAGAAACACACCCAGAACCAUCUCUCCCACUGCAUUUCCUUCUUGCUCUACUGCAGCCUGGACUGCUGGUCAGGGUGUGGACAAACUGCCCCGCAUCCCGGUCAGAACGUAACUUUUCCACACCACACCACACCACACCACACCGAGAGGUGGCUCUGUUACUGUGGGCACACGGACUGUCGCUGGGUGGUUCUAAAGGGCGCAUUUGGAUCUGUAGGGACUUGGAGAGCCAGGUGCAGUGGCACAGCCAGUUCUCCCAGCCAAGGGAAGCCGACUCGGGGGACCACGUGAGCUGCAAGUUCAAGGCCAAUUCUGGCAACAUGGGGAGAGUGACAACAGCGUCCCUGACUUCAGUGUGACAGAGCAGGUAGGUGGGGCCAGGGGAGCUGAGCAAGGUGCAUCCUCCGGUGGGAGAAAGGCCAGCACCCUGGGACCACUCCACCUUGGGGCUGGAGGGCAGCGGGCUCCCGGCCCCUAUGGAGUUUGGUCCGUUCCCCUGUGCUGGAACAGAGGUGGGGACUGAGGUCCAAGAGAAAAGGCCAUUGUCUGCCUCCUAUCUGUGUGCCCUCCCUGUUCUCCGUGUUCCUGCUCGGCACUGUUUUCAGUGGCAGGACUCUCGCUCUGGGUUUCCCUCUUCUGUGUUUAAUUGUGCCGCAUUCCUCCUUUGCUCUUCGUAUCCUAACAUUUGCGUGUGUUAGAGCUGAUCAUGUACUGGAUCCUCUUGUCAAAAGUGUGUGUUUUUAUAGAGAACACCCCUCCUUUUUAACCUAUGCUUCCUCUACUUUUCUGUGGCAACAAGAACUUUCCUUUAUAUUGAAAAAUAUAUUUAUUACAAGCCUUUCAUUGACUAGUGUGACACAAAUACGAAGUAACACAUGCUGUUCUAGGGAUUUGUCACCCCUCCCCAUUUACUCUCUAACCCCCUCUCCCCUCCUCAAGCCCUUCCUGCAUAGAGUAACACAAUUCAGUGGCCUUCUGAAUUGUGUUAUGAAAAGCCUGCAGGCUGAAAUGUGCUGUUGGAUGAGGUAGUUUGUGAUGGCUUCCAAAUAAAUUGGUCAUCUUUUUGGGA
Molecule: messenger RNA, 3011 nt
Organism: Cavia porcellus (domestic guinea pig)
Lineage: Eukaryota; Metazoa; Chordata; Mammalia; Rodentia; Caviidae
Product: BTB/POZ domain-containing protein KCTD7
Exons: 4
Coding region: 149-1018 (289 amino acids)
Biological process (GO): positive regulation of transporter activity; membrane hyperpolarization; vesicle-mediated transport
Cellular component (GO): plasma membrane; endocytic vesicle; cytosol
Molecular function (GO): DNA binding; guanyl-nucleotide exchange factor activity; zinc ion binding
Source: RefSeq, a predicted model, not a curated record